UUUGACUCGGAUGUUGUGUCAUGUGACAAUCACUGCUGAUUUUUUUUUUGUGAUGGCCGUCAGACGUGAGGAGCUGUAACGAUCUGCGUUUGUUUUCUAUUCGUCUAAAAUCAAACAAAACCAGUAGCAUGUGAUAUUCUUCAGUAGAAUUGCCAGGAGUUUACAGCAUGGCAGUUCGAGAGGUCAAAGUGUGUUUACUAGGGGAGUCUGGAGUGGGGAAGUCUAGUAUUGUGUUGCGGUUUGUCAAUGACUCAUUCAAACCAGCUCUGGAGAGCACCAUAGGGGCCUCUUUUAUGACAAAGAGAUUAGAUGUGGACGGCGUGUCGUAUCAAUUUCAAAUCUGGGACACUGCAGGGCAAGAAAAGUAUCGAUCCCUGGCACCCAUGUAUUACAGAGGGGCAGCGGCGGCCAUCAUUGUAUACGACAUCACGCGAGAGGCCACCUUUAGAACUGUGAAGGACUGGGUGAGAGAGUUAAAACGAAACUGCACAACUGACUUAGUGUUAGCUAUCGCAGGAAACAAAAGUGACCUUAAUGAUCUCAGAGAGGUCAGAGUUCGAGAGGCUGAGGAAUAUGCCCAGUCUAUAGGAGCCCAUUUUAUUGAGACAAGUGCCCUAUCAGCCAUAAAUGUACCACAGCUGUUCAAAGCAAUAGCUGAGGAACUUCCUCCUGAGGACUCCAUCUCAGUUCGACCAGGAAGUACAGUCCAUCUGCGUCGUCAUGACGAAAACAAAGAAACCCAAACCUCAUGUUGUGGAUCAAAGAAGUCAAGAUGAUGCUGUGAUCUCUAGAAGAAUUGUAAUAUCUUUAUCCUGUAUAUUUAUUUUUUAUACUGUACAUGUAUUUGAUAUUGGAAUCGGUUAAGAUUCCAAACUACGAAAUAUGACAUUUUACAUUCAUUGAUACGGUAUGAUACGGAGUUGUUUUGUAAGAGAGAGUGCUGUGUAGCAGUGAGUCUUGCUCCUAUAUCUAGUCCAGAAUUCAAAGCAUUGUUUGAUUUCACAGAAAUUUAGUAAAUUUCACAUGGAAAUGCUGUGAAACAAAAAUUUGAAAUCCGUUUUUCCCAAAACUGAUUUGUAUUUGUUUGAAAUGAUGUCAAAAUUGUUACGUCUAAAAUCACGGUCAAAAUUUGGUUCAAAGUAGACUCAUAAACCACACUCUAAUAUACAUGUAGCACACAGAAUUUUGUCAUCUGCUGCUCCUCUAAUUAGUCAAUGAAAAUUUAAUCAAUUUUGAAUUGAAUAUAUAAGCAGAGUUUUUGGUGCUUUGAAGUAUUUAAACAGAUUUAACAUUUUCUCAGCAUAUUUUUUCGUGAGCUUUUUGUGCAACUGCAGACAUACAGUUCUUUAAACUUAUAAAAUCAGGACGGUCGAUCACGAUGAGCAGAUUUUGAGUCUUUAUUUAUAGUAUUGUAUUAUUUUACUAUAAAAACAUUUACUUUUUAGCAUGCAAUUGUCUCUGUUUGGAAAGAAAGAUUUCUAUUGCAAAAAAUUAAGUGGAUGGUUUUUUUUACUUUUGAUUCUACUGUGAAAUACUGUAAAUCAUUCAGUUUGUUGGUUUUUGAUUUAUGUUUGGAGGUGGGAUGGGGGCCAGUGUGUGUGUGUGUGUGUGUGUGAUUUUCCUUGUUUUCAUGGUGUGGAUAUGCCCAUGAUUGUAAAUCCUCCGUAACAAAAAUAAAAUGAGCUAAAUUGAGGAAAGACAACUCUUACACCCAUAAAAUCAAGUUCUCAAACCACAAAAAUUUGAUCCAGUGAAAAAAAUAAAGUUAUUCACAUAUCUUGUACCCUGUAUUCAUGGCAUUACUUCUCCUUCUGCUUUGUACUCGACCACAUUUCAUUACAAAAACACAAACAAGAGAGGAAAUGUUUUUAGAUAUUGCAUAAUCAUUUUGUAGAGGAUAUCUUCUUCAAAUUAACUAUUCCAAAAGGUGGCAGGCUUUGUUUAAAGAUAGCACACUUUGUUAUUACAAUGAAGUAACAAGACAUUGUAUGUGUCUCUCUGAUGUAGAGUCAAUGUUUGACGUCAAAAGAGACAAUCUGAUUGAAGUGGUGUAUAGGGCUGACUGAUGCAUUUCUUUGUAUGACAUUUUUCUGUCUGCUUUCAACUGACAAUUGAGGUUCUGUGUUUGCAGAGGGAUGUGACAGGGUUAUUUUUCACCGAUGAUUUUUAAAUGUGUUAUUAUGUUAAUUAUAUGUAAACAUUCCAUGAACUUAAGUGAAAUAUUCAAAUGUUUUUAUACAUGUAAUACCAUAUAUUAUUAUAUUUUAUGAAAAGCAUUGACAAUAAACAAAUGUGAAUUUGCA
Molecule: messenger RNA, 2303 nt
Organism: Ostrea edulis (European flat oyster)
Lineage: Eukaryota; Metazoa; Mollusca; Bivalvia; Ostreida; Ostreidae
Product: ras-related protein Rab-22A-like
Exons: 7
Coding region: 168-776 (202 amino acids)
Molecular function (GO): GTP binding; GTPase activity
Source: RefSeq, a predicted model, not a curated record